GCCCACACGUCGGCGGGUAUCCCCUUGCCUGAGCCGUUAUCCCCUUCCCCGAGCGAGCGAGCGAAAUCCUCCGAACGAGACGAGCGUGACAGCGAGAGCGGGAACCGGAAACUCGAAACCACCCCCAUGGCGACGGCCAGCGAGCAGCAGGCGCCGGCGGAGGAGGUGCUGUCCGUGGAGAUGCCCGCGCCCGAGGGGUGGACCAAGAAGUUUACUCCCCAGAGAGGGGGGAGAUUUGAAAUUGUUUUUGUUUCACCAACUGGAGAGGAAAUUAAGAACAAGAGGCAACUAAGCCAGUAUCUAAAGGCGCACCCUGGAGGCCCUGCAUCUUCUGAGUUCGAUUGGGGAACUGGUGAUACUCCAAGGCGGUCUGCUCGAAUUAGUGAGAAAGUCAAGGUAUUUGAUAGUCCAGAAGGUGAAAAGAUCCCAAAACGCAGCAGGAACUCAAGUGGCAGAAAGGGCAAGCGGGAGAAAACGGAGGCUCCUGAAACUGAAGAAGCCAAAGAUGCUGAAACUGGCAAGGAGGCGGAGGAGGCCCCUAGUGAAGAAGCCGCAAAGGGCACUGAUGUGGAGAUGAAGUCUGCCGAAGAGGCGAAGGAGGCCCCUACUGAAGACACGGAGAAGGCUGCAGACAUGGUUGAUGCUCCUGCUCCAGCAGCAGUGGAAGAUAAGAAGGAAACUGAAAAACCAGCUGAAUCUGAUGUAGCUCCUCCCGCACCAUCUGCAGAGAAGAAAGAGGCUGAGGAGAAGAAAGACGACGGUAAGCCAGCUGAGCCUGAGGCUGCUCCUCCAGCAAGCAACCCAGCUGAAAACUCGGUCCCUGCUCCCACUGAGCCUGCUGCUGCUGCUCCAGCGCCUGAAACCAAAUCAGAUGCUGCCGCCCCAGCGUCUGAGACCAAAUCAGAUGCUGUUCAAGAAGAGAACUCCACAGACAAAGGUGCUAGCCAGGACAGCCAGACAAACGCCGUCAACAACGGGCAGCUGCCGCCUGGUGCAUCCGUGGUGAAGUGCACCUGAAGCUGGAAGAAAGCCUGAAACCAUUCCUGUGCCAUGUCUUUCUUAGGAACAUUCGCAUUUGCAGUGUAAUCAGUCAAAUCGACCAGUAAGCAUGUUAAUUAGGCAGUCUGACGCUGCUGGGUGACAAUAAGUAGGCUCUGCGUUUAGUUAUUUGUAUGGUUGGUGUUGCCGCCGCUGGAGGCAGGCCGCCCCGCGCCUCCGCCAUUGCUGGCACAACAUACCUAACUUUGUAAGCACAUUAAUCUUAGGACAUGUAUACUCCUGUAUGUUUGUACCUGUGCUAUGUAUUCUGAAACCUGCAUAACCUGUUGCAUGUGGUGUUGUUAUCUAUGAAAAAAAUUAAGGGUGGUUGGCUGUGGAUGCCCAUCCUGACCA
Phragmites australis (common reed) is the source of this 1392-nucleotide messenger RNA. RefSeq names its product methyl-CpG-binding domain-containing protein 11-like. Gene Ontology annotation, molecular function: DNA binding. The record is from RefSeq and is a predicted model, not a curated record. Lineage: Eukaryota; Viridiplantae; Streptophyta; Magnoliopsida; Poales; Poaceae. Bases 127 to 1017 code for a protein of 296 amino acids. The transcript has 3 exons.